AUGGCUAAUUUCAAAAUAUCAAAUACCAGUUUUAAUCAUUUACAUUCAAACGUGGUAAGAUCGUCCAAGAAUGACGUUCUACAACAAUCACAACAAUUUUUUAAUGGACAAAAUUUAAUUGAUUUGAAUAAAAUUUUUAAAAAUGAUACAAAUGAAAUUAAUCGUAUACAAAAAGAAUUUGAAAUGAAUGGUUGGUGUUUUGUUCAUUUACCGUUCGAACUUACUCAAAAUGCAACAGCUCUAAAUUCAUUAUUAACAACAUUUUUCAAUCGUGAUCAAACAUAUAAAGAAAAUUAUGCAUUAAUCAAUCAUUAUGGUUACUCACGUGUUGAUCAUAAAGAAAAUAUAAAAUUAUUAACAGGUGAUCAUUUAAAUGAAAUGUCAAUGCCAAAUGAUGAAGUAACACAAGUAUUACACAAAUUAUCAAAUUUCUUAGAUAGACUAACAAAACAAUUAAUUUAUUUACUUGAAAAAUCGGUAUUUAAAAAAUCAUCUAUUGAACUUCGACAACAAGCAAAUCUUCCAGAGUCAACUGGUAUGUUAGAUGUUGUUUAUUAUUUAAAUAAGAAAAAUGAUUUGAAAGAGACACCCUUUGUUGGAUACAGUGUAGAAGAAGUCAAUUGUGUACCACAUUUUGAUCCUGGGCUUUUAUCAAUUAGUUUUUUAUCGACAUGUGAGGGACUACAACUCAAAAAUCUCGUAGAAAAUAAAUGGAUCGAUGGUCCUGUGAACACGCUUUUAUCGCAACAGCAUAUUGGUGUCAUAUGGUUAGGUGAAGCGGCUGUCAAAGCAACAAAUAAUCAUUUAAAAGCUGGUAUUCAUCGUGUCAUCUAUCCUAAACAAUCUCAAACGCGAUUAACCGUAUGGUAUGAGAUGUGCACAAAUAGUCAGUUAGAAAAUCUCAUGGAAGAUGAUGAUCAAAUGGACUACACGCUGGCUGGAUCAAUCACAUUUUCCAAUUUACCUGAUUCAUUACCUCUUCCAGUUUUAGAAGGUGAUAAGAAAAUAGACCUGUUAAAACGUAUGGAAAGGUCGUUUGGUCUAUCAAUGAGUAAAUCUGCCCCUUCUAUUACCAAUUAUCAGCCAAAUCAAUUAUAUAAUGGAACAACAGAACCUACAAACUCGUUUCACUAUUGGAAUCAGUGA
Molecule: messenger RNA, 1146 nt
Organism: Didymodactylos carnosus
Lineage: Eukaryota; Metazoa; Rotifera; Eurotatoria; Philodinida; Philodinidae
Source: the annotation of a GenBank genome assembly